Molecule: messenger RNA, 384 nt
Organism: Nylanderia fulva
Lineage: Eukaryota; Metazoa; Arthropoda; Insecta; Hymenoptera; Formicidae
Source: RefSeq, a predicted model, not a curated record
AUGACUCAACUCAUUACGGGUUAUGGAUGUUUCGCCAACUAUUUACAUAGAAUAGGAAAGAAAGAAGAUCCAAUGUGCAAACACUGUGAUCAAAACCUGGAAGACUCGGCAGAUCAUACACUUAUCGAUUGCAUAGCCUGGACCAAGAGUAGAGGAGCCCUGCUCAAUGCGCUUAACUGUGAUAUGUCUUUGGGAUCGGUGAUGCGGGCCAUCGUCCAAACGGAGGAAGCCUGGUUGGCGUUUGCAACGACAGUUCUGCUCGCCAAAGAAAGAUGCAAGCGUGAGCGACAAGCGCUUGAAGUGCAAAACUCACGCGAGCAGCGUAAUGGAAGAAGAGACCCCACAUUAAACCCUAUGAAUUUGGGCCCCGGCGGAAAUAGCUGA